AUGCUGAGGCAAGCGUCGAGUAGGAACCAUAGAGUGAACGGGGGGUUCAGGGAGAAGAACGCGCUCCAGAUCGGCGUUCUGGUCGCCGUCUGCCUCUGGCUGCUCUACCGGAUGAAGUGCUCUCACGACCAGAGGAAGGCAUAUGAGGACAGGUUCGGAGAUGAUGAGAGGGUCGCCAUGUUCGGCAGGGAGGGGCUCCUCCCUGACACGUUCGAGGCGGCUUCGCUGCCUGCGGAAGGCAGAACACAUGUGGUGAAGCAUGAGGAACUCGAGAAACAAGAACACGAGGAGCGAUCGCAUGAGGCUCAAGAACAGAGUUUUAAGGGCGACGACGCUUCCAGCGAGGUCGUCCAUGGCGGCCACGAAGCAGAGCACGAAGAACGGGCGCAGGCGGCGCAAGAAAGAAGCUUCGAAGCUGAUGAUGCCUCCAGUGCUGUCGAUCAUGUCGUUCGAGUUAAAGAAUCCGAAUCUGGAAAUAUACUGUUCGAUCCAGCUGAAACAACUAAUUCCAGCCUUGUUCAUGAAGGAACAGUGCUGGAGAAGAGGCCUUCCUCAAGAACAGCACCUGGUGAAUCAGAUAAGCAAGAAGAAAUCAAUGUGCGGGACAAUCAUACUGCAAUAUCUGAAGACUGGAGAGAAGCAGAGAGAAACCAGUCGACGGCGGUGCAUCCAACCAUUGCUGUUGCUACAGCUGAGCCGGAAGUCCCAUGGCAAGAGGAGUCCGAUUCACCGGAGACGACGAACAACGUAGAGAGUAUCAAGUGACGAUGUGUGAUAGGCUUGUUGUAGUAGUAGUAUGAGAUUAUAAUUUGAUCAUCCA
Musa acuminata AAA Group (dessert banana) is the source of this 820-nucleotide messenger RNA. RefSeq lists its product as uncharacterized. The record is from RefSeq and is a predicted model, not a curated record. NCBI's taxonomy places the organism in Eukaryota, Viridiplantae, Streptophyta, Magnoliopsida, Zingiberales, Musaceae. The transcript has a single exon. Bases 1 to 765 code for a protein of 254 amino acids.